UCUUUCACAAAGUAAUGUAGCUGGGAAUAGGAUGGAAGUUUGCUGUUAGAGGGGGAACGAGUGAAAGAAGUGAGAAGUGAUAGCCGAGGCGUUGCGCCUGUCUUUUGCCUGCCGAGGUUGCCGAUGAAGUGGUGAAUGCGGGCGGUGUGCCGACUGGUACCCAUGGAGGGGGUGAGGUGGGCAUUCCCCUGUGCUCGGUGGGCGCCGGGCCGGGAUGAUUGGCUGCUCUGUGCUCGAUGUGUUCAGCCUGAGGAGAGGAGGAGGAUUGGACAGUUCAUGUUCACACGAGAUGCCAAGGCUGCCAUGGCUGGUCGUCUUCUGAUAAGAAAGUUAAUUGCGGAAAAUCUUCACAUACCCUGGGACAGGAUACGCCUGGAAAGAACAGCAAAAGGAAAGCCGUUCCUGGCCAAUGAUGUCUCUCAUGAGCACCCGAACUUUAACUUCAAUGUCUCCCACCAAGGCGAUUAUGCUGUCCUUGCUGCUGAGCCUGAGCUACAGGUUGGAGUUGAUAUCAUGAAGACAGACUUCCCAGGCAGCGGCUCGACCGAAGAGUUCUUUCGUCUCAUGCAUCGUCAGUUUACCGAGAGGGAAUGGCACUCCAUCAAGAGCAUGGCCGGCGACUGGGCUCAGCUAGACAUGUUCUACAGACACUGGGCUCUAAAGGAAAGCUUUAUAAAAGCCAUAGGGGUCGGACUAGGCUUUAGUCUGCAGCGUGUCGAUUUUGGAGUGUCGCCCAUAACUAUGGAGGUCGGUAAGGUUUACACAGAGACCAAAAUGUGGCUGGACGAGGAGCUUGAAAACUGGUCUUUUGAGGAAAUGCUUCUGGAUGACAAGCAUCAUGUUGCUGUUGCCUUGGGGGACACAAAUACAAACCGAGAACAGACUUCAAAGAAUGUAAAGAGAUCAGUUGCGCCAUUUACAGUUCUCACCUACAAAGACCUGAUGGCCUCAGCUGUUCCACUGUCUGAUGAAGACCCCAGCUAUUGGGAUAGCUUUACUUCCAAACAGGAGAUUCCCCAACGCCAAAGUGCCAAGCCAUCAUCAAAGUCAUGACAGAAGCCUGCAACCUUGCUGGAUUUUUGGAGCUUGCUUAUGAAGAUUAGAAAAAAAGAGACUGUUGUUUUGGUGCAUUUUCCUGAAUGUCUCCCUAAAUAAUAAUUGUUGGUAAUGAACUGUCACAAUGUCGACCUGAAAUGCAUAAAAAUGUAAAGUGACAAGAAAGAACAAAGAUUGGGGGGAAAUAUUACAAAAACAUGCAGCUUUGAGGGAGGUUUCUUUUCUAGGUUGUCCCUGAUGCAAAUAAUUAUUUCUGGUUUAGUGCGACCUGCUCUGUUGGUGAUAAAGUGGCAGGUUUUAAUUUUAGGUGAAAUAAAGUAAAAUAACCGAUUUGGAUCUUCUAUAAAUGAAUUGUGCACAUAUAUUUAUUUGCAGAAGCUUAGUGUAUGCCACACUUCUCCACGAGUGUGAUGUCAUAAUGUACACAUGUAACCCCACCCACGUCUUCAUAAAUAUGUGCUUUUGUAUUGUC
This is a messenger RNA of Rana temporaria (common frog), 1528 nucleotides long. RefSeq names its product aminoadipate-semialdehyde dehydrogenase-phosphopantetheinyl transferase (gene AASDHPPT). The transcript is spliced from 6 exons. NCBI's taxonomy places the organism in Eukaryota, Metazoa, Chordata, Amphibia, Anura, Ranidae. The record is from RefSeq and is a predicted model, not a curated record. The coding region runs from base 136 to 1053 and encodes 305 amino acids. Gene Ontology annotation, cellular component: cytosol. Gene Ontology annotation, molecular function: magnesium ion binding; holo-[acyl-carrier-protein] synthase activity.